Molecule: messenger RNA, 1408 nt
Organism: Papilio polytes (common Mormon)
Lineage: Eukaryota; Metazoa; Arthropoda; Insecta; Lepidoptera; Papilionidae
Gene: ZC3H3
Product: zinc finger CCCH domain-containing protein 3
Exons: 1
Coding region: 14-1387 (457 amino acids)
Cellular component (GO): nucleus
Molecular function (GO): metal ion binding
Source: RefSeq, a predicted model, not a curated record
AUACUGUAGCAAAAUGGCUACAGAGCGAAAUCUUAACAAAGUUUACAUAAACCCCAAUUUUAAUUCAGGAUCUUUUGUUAAUCCAAUGUUAAUUCCUAAUCAAAACAACAUGUAUUUUAAUCCUUACUUUUCUCAAGUAAAUUUACAAAGUAAUUAUAAUCAGACAAUGAAUACAACAAAGAGGCGAAUAUUUGUCAACCCCAAUUUUAUACGACCUAAUAAUUUUGCUAACAAUUCCAAAUCAUCUGCACCAAAUUUAUAUUACGAAGCUCCGGUUUUUAACCAAAAUGAUAUUGAAAAUUGUUCAACCUAUUAUAAUAAACAAAUUGUGCCUGUUCAAAAUAUACAAGAAAAUCUAAAGGUAAACUCAUCACCCGCCGUCACUAAGUCACGUUAUACAUUGGUCCGUAAAAAUGAUAAAUGUACUGCUAAUGUUGAAAAGAUCACAAGAAAUACAACAGUUAAAAUAAGUAAGUACAAAACAGUGCAAUUAAGUUUAAUCAAGAAUAACAUAGAGCAACCUAAAAAGCCAGAAGUCAAAUUACAACAAACAACAUACAGAAAUCGGUUAUUAUCAAAGUACAAUUGCAUAACAAAAGGCUCAUAUCAAAAUUCUAAUGUCAAUAGAACUUAUACCAAAAUUAACAAACAAACUCCUACCAUAAGAAAGUCCAUUGAAGUGAAAACAACAAACAUAAAAAGUCCUAAAGUUAAGAAAACUUUCUUUAGUCCAAACAUGUCAGUCAAUAGAAAAACAAUAUCAAAAAGAUUUAAAAAGAAUAAUAUCCCUUGUCCAUUAUUUACUAAAUAUGGAAAGUGUUUGAGGAAUAUUCGGGGAAAUUGUGAAUUUUUACAUGAUAAAAAACAUGUGUCGAUUUGUAGGAAAUUUCUUAAAGGAAUUUGUCACGACCCCACUUGUCUAUUGUCACACGAAUUGAGCGCGAAAAAGAUGCCGACAUGUUACUUCUAUUUAAACGGAAAUUGUACUAAAAAUAACUGUCCCUAUUUACAUGUAAAGUUAAACAGUAAAACAAAACUGUGCAAUGAUUUUCUGAAAGGUUAUUGUGAGAAUGGUGACAAAUGUACCUACAGACAUGUAAAUAAGGAAGUAAAAACAGCUAUCAAACAAAACAUGAACCAACAGCGUCGUGUCACAUGUUCAAGUCCAAUCAUAGCACCUAAGAAAAUUAAAGUUAAGCCAGCCCCUAAGAAACCUGUAGAAACUAUCAAAUGUGUGUCAGAAACUGAAUGUAAUCAGGACAAAGAGGACCUCGAUUGCAGAUACUUUAACAAUGAAAGUCAAGAUAAAGAACAAGAUCUAACUUGUGAUGUGAUCAAACCGAGCAGAUGUAAACUUGGUACUUUGCCAUCAUUUAUUAAAUUAUAAAUACAUAGGUUUAUUUUUAUA